Molecule: messenger RNA, 4459 nt
Organism: Cydia pomonella (codling moth)
Lineage: Eukaryota; Metazoa; Arthropoda; Insecta; Lepidoptera; Tortricidae
Gene: C15
Product: T-cell leukemia homeobox protein 2-like
Exons: 3
Coding region: 3112-4155 (347 amino acids)
Biological process (GO): animal organ development; regulation of transcription by RNA polymerase II
Cellular component (GO): nucleus
Molecular function (GO): DNA-binding transcription factor activity, RNA polymerase II-specific; RNA polymerase II cis-regulatory region sequence-specific DNA binding
Source: RefSeq, a predicted model, not a curated record
CAUGCACUAGACUUUUCUUAGUAGUCAAGUUCAAGUAUGACACUAGUGGUCAGAACGAAUGUAAUUUUGACUUGGCCUCCUUUAAAGUUUAAAAAAAUUCUUGCCGAUUCAUCCCAUCAUGGGUAACAUUGAAAAAAAAAAACCCUAAAAACAAAAGAGACACAAAUUAGAUUAAACAAGACACGAUCCUCACUCAGCACAAUGAAAGAAUUAUUUAUUAUUUAGAUCAACUGUAAAACGUAAAAGUGAUCUAUCAGUGUACUCAAAUAAAAAGCUGGUUUAGGAAAAACAAAAAAGGUAAUUACUUAGAUAAAUGAAGUUAAUUAGAAGCGGAUUAAUCGUAAUCAACUGAAUUAACUUUGAAGCUGUGAAAUACUUUUUUCUCAAGCCAUUUACAAUUAAAAGGAGGAAAAUUUCUGCCGAGAAAAAGGUCCGAUGCUUACUUUUUUUUAAAUUGAUAAGCCUCUCUCUUUUAGAGCCUUUUCACUUUGUCCGAUCCGAUAUCGGUUGCAAGUAAAAUAUAUUAUUUUGUAGGUAUGUAUUAAAAACAUCUUCAUUGCAAGCUAAGAAGCCGAUAAUAUUUGGCAAGUAAACAUUUGAUAAUGAUUCUUCGAACUUAGCUUUAAAUUCAACGGUUUAUGGUGGUGGUAUUAUCUGUGGAUCUAUCUAUUUAUGACACUAGUGUGAUAACAGUCUAAGUCAAAUCAAUAAUAUGCGUAAACACUUUUGUUUUAUACCUACCAACUCGCCUUACAUUUUUUGGGACUAGGUUAUAUGAUUACCUACAUUAUAAUUUGUCUGUAUUCUGUAGGUUUAUUGAAAUCGGUGAUCAAUGAGGGCUAACGCAUUUAAUUUCGCCGCUUGAGUUAGAGCGCUAGUGUAGACGGAUGUUUUACAAAAUGUUAAAUGCAUAGUAUUUUUGGGGCUUACAAGCUUUUUCUAUUUUUGAUUAUUCAUGGUAAACAUUAGAUAUAAAUAAAUAAAUAUUAUAGGACAUUAUUACACAAAUGGACUAAGUCCCACAGUAAGUUCAAUAAGGUUGAGGGUACUUAGACAACGAUAUAUAUAACAUAUAAAUAUUUAUAAAUACUUAAAUACAUAGAAAACACCGAUGACUCAGGAACAAAUAUGCAUACUCAUCACACGAAUAAAUGCCCUUACCAGGAUUUGAACCCGGGACCAUCAGCUUCGUAGGCAGGGUCACUACCCACUAGGCCAAACCGGUCAAAAUAUACCUAGAUAUAGUUUAAUAAAUGUUAGUGGUUUUAAAAGUGCCAACUAAAAUAUACCUAAGCAAAUUAAACGGGUUUCAAAAUGGCAUAUUUAGACGUUAAAAUACUUUUGUGUAUAUGAGAACGUAUUAUUUUUUGUUAAAUAAGCAUAGCAAAAUUUUGUGGAUUACCUACUGGGUUUCUGGACCACCACCUACAGUGGCGCCAGCUGGUGAGCACAAAAACGCCCUCAAUGUUAUAAUUUCAGUAGGUCAUCGAUGGCAACAUUACGUGAUGGAAUUACGUGGAAUUAUGGCAUUAUUUUAAUUUUUAACUGAAAUACAGUUGAACCUGAAUUAGAGUAAAUCCACAGUUAACACGAAAUAAUAUGCUAUUGUCGUCCCUUCAAAACCCAAAACCUCUAUAACUCAAAAUAUUUUUAUAACUCAUAAUUUUUUUCCUAUAUCUAAUUUGUCCUCUGUAACUUAAAAAUGGACGUAUCGUAUUGUUUUAUCUUUUCUAAAUCUCGAAGUAAUCUAAACACAACCUGUAUUCACUAUCUUUGUGGUAACAGCUGGCACAAUCGUACCCAGGUUACCCUAAAUAUAUCUUUCCGGAAUUGUUUACAAAAAUUAUCAUUAUUUUUAUUAUAUAAAAAAGUAUCUGUUUACUGUUUUGCCCAUAUAAAAAAGUAGGUACUUACAUACUUUAUUUUACAUAAAGAGCGUUAAAUUAAAUUGCAUUGAAACAGUAAACCAGGCUAAUAAACAAAAUAACUACAAUACAUAUUUAAACAGUUAAAUCCAAUAUUAUUUUAGUAAGCACAUUUACCCAGUAGAUACAGUAGGUUUAGGUUACCUGCAAUGUUUACGAUUAGUAAGUUCAGUACAAUCGUAACUACCCUGAAAAGGCACCACGCCAAAGUGCCACAACUCAAAUUAUCAUAAACCUUCAUCCUCAAAUCGAUCGACAGAAUUAUUGUAAAAGCAAAUCGCUAUUCGCAAACAAUACACCCUUUCCAGUCUAACUGUCAGAGUCAAUUCCAUAAAGAAGCUAUCUUCCUCUAUACAUUAUCCUUCCUAUCUCAGGCCAUAACAUGGAACUCGGGAUCUAUUUUAUUAUAAAGUGCAUUGUCUACUAUAGGAGGGCGGUCGACCGACCAGCAUAAAUAAUUUAACUGUCUUAAAAGAUUCAAAAAUAGUUUCCUAACAUUGCCCCCCCUUAAUAUGUACACCAUUUGUCAGGCCAUAACUAGAUUUAAACGACGCGUUACAGUACAAAAGGUCACGCCCAUUGACAGAAAUAUGUUUGUCUCUUUUUAGCGCGCGUUUAAGCCUAUCAAUUAGGUGUGCGGCGUCUCGCUUUCACGGAUGGUUUUUGGUUAACUUUACCUUUUACAAGCUUGCUUAGAAUGUGGCAACUGCUAGAGUUAUCAUACACGUUUUAGAUCUUAUUUCGAUGAGCUAAAGGCACAAAAUGCAGUAAUAAUGGAUGUGUAGGGGGGAACCAAUUGAAGCGAGACUCCCCUUGAAAGGGACGGAACGAAUCGUCUGUUUAAGUUAGUGAGUCCAAACGAGUUUUUAUGUUUGGAAAUCGUAUUAAGCUUUUGUUCGAAACUGUUCCACUCAACGGGCAUAGUUGAGGCGUUUGUGCGGUCAACUAUCGCAGUAUCGAAAAGAGAGGGGGCAACGCUGAUUGGCUCGUUCUGUUUGAUAUUGUGUGUGACGAUCCGGCCGCGGGCGGUCGCGCGAACCGAGCUCGAUUCAAAUUUGGAACGCGCGUUUAAGUUGUUUUUCGAAAUUUAAAUCCGGUGUUCGAAUUACAAAAUGUUUUUCUGUCGGUGAAGCGACUUUCAGUGCCAGUGUUUUAUUGUUUAUAAAGACUUAGAAAAACUAUUACCAUGUCUUCAGUGCAUUCAGAUGACGAUCAAGAAGAGAUCAAUGUAGACUCAGACAGCAGGCUAUCAGGACAUGACAGAAGUUUAGCAUCUGAUGAUCAAAAUUCAGAACACAGCUAUCAUGAAAGAUAUCCAAGCCCAAAUGACCAUAUGACAGAUACACAACCUAGAGUAAAUCUUCCUUUCAGUAUAUCUAGAUUAUUAGGGAAGCAUUUCGAAGAUAUAGAGAAACGGAGGAAUUCAGGAGAGAGUGAUAGAAGUGAGGAUACGGAAUCAGAAAGUGCAAAAGAUGAUCAGAAGGAGAUACCUUUGAAUUUUUCGCAUCCUCCAGGGUUGUACUCUGCUGGGUUGUUGAGGCCUGGGUUGAGUAUGGGGGGCUAUGGGUUUGGUAACCCGGGGGUGGUGAGGGUACCGGCUCAUCGGGCGCUAGGGGCGCUUGGAGCGUGGGGGGUGGCCCUGGAUCCGAUGCGGCAGGCGGCUGCGGCGGCGUUUGCGCAUCAGGUCGUCAAGGAUAGACUGAAUGCCUCCUUCCCCAUCACAAGGCGGAUCGGCCACCCAUACCAGAACCGAACGCCGCCGAAACGCAAGAAACCCCGCACCUCUUUCACUCGCCUGCAAAUAGCCGAGCUGGAGAAGCGGUUCCACAAGCAGAAGUACCUGGCGUCGGCGGAGAGGGCGAGUUUAGCGAAGACGUUGAAGAUGACCGACGCGCAAGUCAAGACGUGGUUUCAAAAUCGAAGGACGAAAUGGAGACGCCAAACAGCUGAAGAGCGUGAAGCGGAACGCCAAGCGGCCAACCGACUGAUGCUCUCCCUCCAAGCCGAAGCUUUAAGCAAAGGCUACAUCCCAGAACCACCGCCUUCAGCGCCGUUAUCAGCGCUUCACUACCAAAGCCCUACUAACUCAGCGCAGGCUCCUCCUGCGAAUACAGCGCUCAGCGCUUUACAGAAUCUGCAGCCGUGGGCAGGGAACCAAGGGUUCAUGAACGCUCAAGCGGCCAGCGCAGCGCCGCCUCACCCGCCACCGGUGGCUUCACCGAUUUGUUGAAUAAUUCAUCCAAUUUGGUAAAGUUACGAAAUUGGUUUUUAUGAUGCAAUAUAUGAUCUUUAAGAAGGACAAAAGGCUUUCUUUGAAAGUAUGUAAAAACAUGGUUAGCUUGAAUUUGAAUAGAAUCUAGCGUUCAUUAAUCGGUGCGAAUUGAAACAAGAUGUUCUGCUCAUAUUUGUAAUUUAAUUUGGUUUAAGUACCUGGAUUGUCUUUAUUUUGGAUUUUACCUUUCACUGCCAAUGAAAGUUGAGAAUUUGUUUGUCGCUGAUUUAUUCAAUAAUUUACAUAUCCUGUAGUACCUUAA